Thelazia callipaeda (thelaziosis nematode) is the source of this 798-nucleotide messenger RNA. Lineage: Eukaryota; Metazoa; Nematoda; Chromadorea; Rhabditida; Thelaziidae. The record is from the annotation of a GenBank genome assembly.
AUGUUAAUCUUUUCAGGAGUUUAUGAUGAAUUAGACCUGCAGUCAUAUACUCCACAAUUGGGUGGCGCUAUAUUCGGUUCAGCUGAUUCUGAUGAUAAAAUGGAGAGCAUUGUGGAUGGACGAGUAUCACCAGCUUCUUCUCCAGCUCCAGUAUUACCCAAGGAAGUGGAUGAAAACGCUACUAAACAAAGGCAUGUCAGUGGCGAACUGAAUACACUGUUAGGAAGGCAAAUUUCAGUGAGCAGGAGUACACCAGCUACUCCAUUAAAACUAACCAAUCAAGUAAGUGGUGAAAGUUCGCUUAGUUCACCACCGCCACCAGCAACGCCACCACCACCUCCAGGAAUACCAUACAGCGUAGCUGUUGGAUUAGGAACAAAGAAUAACAAGGGCAAUAUUGUGCAAGCAACAAGUGUGAAACAAGGUGUUGAAGUAGUGCGACAGUCACCGGGUAUUAUUUCUGUGACAACAACAACAACAACGACAAGUACCCAACAGCCACAGCAACAUCAGCAGCAGCAGCAGCAGCAGCAGCAUCAUUUAACAGUAUCAGCGGGAGCUAAUAUAGGGGUGCAGCAGCAACAACAACAGCAACAACAGCAGCAGCAACUGCAGCCGCAGCAGCAACAGCAGACAGUUCAAGUGAAUAAUGAAAAUACUGCUAUGCCAGCGCCACUGCAUGUUGACAUGCCAUCAUUUGCUAAACAUGCAUUGUCAGGAGUGAAGGAGACUGGGAGGAGAGGGAGGCCGACAAUGAGAGAAGGAGCAGAUGUAGCUAUACUUGCUACUGCUAACUAA